UACUUGAUGCAAGUUUUGCUAAUAAUUAGCGGAUAGUAUAUAAUACAGACAUGAAGGGAUACCAAAUCUAUCCCCUAUUCCUAACAGUUAAAAUCAGUGAUAUACCAAUGUUGGGAAGAAUCAAUUCAUAUAUUUAGCUCUUUUUUUAUUGUUUUGAUAUUUUUGCCGACUCAAUUUUGAAGCAUUUUCGAAUAUAAUAUUAAGCCAUUGCCUCGGCCAAUUUUCUUUUCCAGCUGUCUCAAAACGUUUCAUGACCAGGGAAUAAAUCUAAUUCUGUUAUAUAGAAAACAACAACUGUUGAUUGCGGAAGGCACGCUCAUGUACUUUCCAACUGUUGUUUUGCAAUUAUUUGAGUUUGAUCAUUUCCUUAUAAUUGCUUUUUAUCACACUAUGUUAUAUAUAGACCAAACAACAAUACCAAUAGGUUAAUAUUAAAUUUUUAUAACUUAGUAAUGUGUUAUUGCAACACAAUAAUGGGAAAGCAAUACGAAUUGCCAACGCCUCAUUAAUUGAUUUGACAAUUUAGAUUUAUUAGAAUCGCUUAUCCAAGUGAUAAUAAUAAAUAAACAAUAGCAUUUCAAAAAGUAAUUAAUUUGAAAUUGAAAGCAAUGGGUAAUGGAACGUGCCAACGAUGACCGGAAGUUAUUUGACAGUUUCGCUUCCAGAAUAUAUUGACACUAUCAUUCGAGUUUUAGAAUCUAAAAUUCAAAUUCACUUUAUUUAGUCAGUACAGAAAUUUCCAAUGUUUUUGGCACAUUAUGUUUUGAGAGGUUUUGGAAAAUAUAAUUUUAAGUACAAUUUUAUGCAUAAAAUAUUAUUAACUCCAACAACACAACCAUUCGCGUGAUCAUUUUAUGUUGCGUUGUUUAGAAUCGACCAUUUCUUCGACGGCGGAAGUUCAUUCGAGGGCAAAGCUAAUUAGAACGUUUUUCGAUUAGUAGCUUAAAUUUCACUCCGUUAUGACUUUGCAUUAUAUUUAGAAGUUAUGUUUCUCAUUGCAAUAGACAUCUAGUCUAUAGAUCCAUAAACUAACCUGUUUGGUUUUAUGAAAAGGACAGAAAGCAUAUGGUUUACCGGGAAAUAAAUUUGCACUACAGUUGUUGAGUAUAUUUAUUUUGCAGUAGAAUAUUCUCCAUUAGAUCAAAUUUCAGAUAUGUAUUUUAUUGAGUAGAAGUCAGCAAACGGAAAUGAGAAUUCAAGUUAUCUCGAUGUUAUUUUAAUGCCAAUUAAGAUAUUUUUAUAGUUUGUAGUAGACACUACCUUCGUAUAGUCUUGCUUGCUAAAUUAUGAUUUACCGAGCAUUUCCGAUAGAACACGUUGGGUGUAAUUGAGAUCUUCAUGUUUCACUUACUAAAAAUAUACUCUUCAACAGAAAGACUGACGGCGAGUUUCAGCUGCAGCCUAUGUUUGGUGUAAAAUCUAAUUUAUUUUCAUAAGAAGUGAACCUAUUUAACCCUGUAACAAAUAUUUUUCCGAGCGGUGUACAUCCUAUUCAAACUCCAUUUUAUAUUCCUUCAGUGAAACUAUCAUAAUUACAGUUUGUAAACUGAAUGCAUUUUAUCUUGGUUGCUCUACAACAGCAAAUAUGGAUAACCAAAGGCGAGAAAUCAAAGUAGAAUUAUCACGGGGAGAAGACGAUUGGAAAUGCGCGAGGGAGUGCAUUGUGAGAGCCUUCCAUCGUUACCCUCUCUACACAUAUUUGAUACAAAAUGAAAGUAUUCGACCUGAGUUCCUCAAGAGAUAUUUAAACGCAAUAUACGAUGUCACCGUUACAAAGGGAAAUUCUUUGCUUUUGGCAUGCGUUCUCUACAAUUCAAACCAAGACGAAAAGAGCAGAACACGUAAAAUAAUCGGUGGAGCAUUGAUAGUACCAGCAUCGGAGAAUGGUGGCUGGGAAUACUCAAACGAUGAAGAUUUUGCAUUUGCAUAUAAGAAACAUGGCCUUAGAGAACUGGACAGCGAAGCAAUGGACAGAAUUGAAAGAUACGAGGAAUGGGAAUAUGAGCACAUAACAAAAGUCGUUUCAAAAUCAAAAAUCCCAAUGUGGAAUGGUCUCUACUGCGCAAUAGAUCCUGAAUUUGCGGGUCAAGGAUGUGGUACUUUCAGUUACGCUGAAUGCAUCAGAAUUUACAACAAGCUGAAAGAAGAAGAUACGCUUCCUCAAAAAAGUUCCAGAAUGCGAAAUGCCAAAUAAAAGACUAUUCAAAAUAUGAUAACAACAAUUCUUCAAAAAUUUUACCACGAUUAUCAUCUCGAUUUUUACGUGUAUUUUCACGAAAAAGAUCAGAAGAGACACUGUCAAAGACCCCUAUAUCGAAGACUUUGGAGACGUCCACAUCUCCGAUAGCAAUAGUAUUGUCGCAUAGCGAAAAGGCAGUUCGUUUUCAUAUGAAAAAUGGAUUUCGUUUAGCCGAAAAAUUGGUUUAUAAUAAUUUAGAAACGGGCGAAGAAUCUCCUUUUACCGUAUGCGCUCUCGUUAUGGAUUUUGGCCACACGGCACGGAUAAACGAACUUGGUGCUGAACUGAAAAAAUGUGCCAACAAAGAACUCGACAUAAUGAAAUCGAAUAGGGAAACAAUUGCUGUGGAAAUACUUACUUGAACAAUCAUUGCAGUUAUGUUGGGUACUGUCCCCAAAAUUCUUUUUGGUAGUUUCUGCCAUCUGUGUUGCGUGAAAGUGAUCCCAUGGGAGGAACUAAUGUGCGAACUAUAUAUUCAAACAGAUAUCGAUAUGUCUGUAUAUAAAUAAGAGUAAGAAUUACAAAGCUGUUAAUGCGAAUAAUACUUUAUGAACACAUCCUAUUUGAGAUAUUUUCUAAUCAGUGAUAAUAGCUGAUAACCAAUUAUCCCACUACUCUUGCAAAAUUGUGUCAAUGAUCUUGAGUUUAUGUAAAUCACUAUUAUGUAAUGAUCUAGUGAGAAACUUCCGAAGGUUGUUACGAUGACUGCUUUUCAAAAGUAACUCACAAGUAAAUUAUCCUUGAUAAUUUUAAGUCAGAUACAACUAUCUCUCGCGAUAGAGUUUAUGUUCUGGUCUGGAUACUUGUUCUGCUAUUCGUUUAUACCCAGCUUACUGAUAAGGAAUUGUCAUUAGCUUCAUUUCUAUUGAAUUCUGUGGAUCUCAACUUCAAUUUCGUAAUAAAAAUCUGAGAAGAAUUCGUUUUCUUUGUUCAGCUAUGAUUAGGAUAAAAAUGCUUGCAGAAUUCAGUGAGUUCAACAAAAAUCGAUUCUAUUUAGUGUUGUCAAACACAAAUCGAUCUACUUUGCAGUGGUAAUAAUGGUAAAGUGUGAAUAAGUCUUGUUUUUUUUCGGCAUUGGAAAUAGCUUUUAUAUAGAAAAAAAUCGACAACCGUGAAAAUGAGAAUUGAGCAAACUUUAGUUCGUGAAUAAUUUAUAGCAUCGAUCUAAAAGUCAUAAAAUUUGUUUUUUAUUUACCGCACGUUCUAGCAUGGGCCGUUACCCGUUACCGCCAACAAAUAUCUCUUUAAAUAAUAAUUAUAAUCAUUCCUGUCCCUAUUGGGGGGUACGUCUGGGUAUUUGAUUUAUUUCAGCUCAGGAAGAAUUGUUUUCGUCUGCCAGUAGACAUUUUUAAAUUUAUUGAGACAAUCAUCUGGACCAGACCCGCGACGUCUAUAUAUAUAUGACAACAAUAUAUUCAUAUUAUCUAGUCAUUGGAUCUUCAUAUGAGCGCUAAUGGGGGUGAAUCUUCAGUUGGAUACUUUGGGGGGAGGACCUUCAUGUGAUCCACAAAUUAUUAUUUAGAUUGGAUUAAUUCUAAUAACGUAAUUAUAAAAUACACCUAAAUCGUUUAAGCGUUGUGUGCGUAUGUAGCAUAAUAGGUUGUAGCCUUGAUCGUGUUUCAAAGGUCAAAAUAAAAUAUAAAGCAUAUGACAAAAAG
Messenger RNA from Styela clava, 3897 nucleotides. RefSeq lists its product as uncharacterized. The record is from RefSeq and is a predicted model, not a curated record. Lineage: Eukaryota; Metazoa; Chordata; Ascidiacea; Stolidobranchia; Styelidae.